This is a messenger RNA of Cantharellus anzutake, 1189 nucleotides long. RefSeq lists its product as uncharacterized. Lineage: Eukaryota; Fungi; Basidiomycota; Agaricomycetes; Cantharellales; Hydnaceae. Bases 248 to 841 code for a protein of 197 amino acids. The record is from RefSeq and is a predicted model, not a curated record. Gene Ontology annotation, biological process: tRNA modification. The transcript is spliced from 7 exons. Gene Ontology annotation, molecular function: RNA binding.
CCAAGGCUCCCAGGUAGCCGUAAGGUUGAGGGACCUGGAGUUUGGGUGACGUGCAUAAAGGGUAAAGAGAGGCAGGCGGUGGGUGAAGUGUAUGACAUAUUUGAGUCGGCAAGCAUGCGAUGUCGAUCCGAGAGUUCUUCACUCAUAAAAGGAAUCUCAGCUAGCAGAGAGACUAUAUCCCGUUUCCAACGCUGCUGAGACAAGCGACGACGACGAUGUCAUCGACACAGAGGACAUCGAAGCCGCGAUGGAUCGAGAACUGGAAGAGCUAAAGCGACCUCGGUCUGGGGAAUCUCGGUUUGUGAAUUGCAAAGUGGAUGCUAUCUGCCUGAUUUUUAUUGCGAUAAAGCCGCCUAUCGAUCCCGUACGACUCGUCUGGACAUAUCUGUCUGAGGUGGAACAAACUGGAGUUACCAGAACGAGGUCGGCCCAACGUUAUGCCCCCGUCUCCGACUCUUGUGCUGCCACCAUUGAAGACAUCUUAAACUUGGCGAAACGCCUUUUCCCGCCCCACUUUGAGUUCUAUUCCUUCGACAUCCUUUCUCUGCGCUCAUACGCCUCUGUCCAGUAUAAAAUUAUCAUCACAUCACGAAAUCACACCGGCGUUGACAAAGGAGAGCUUAUCCGGGCUCUCGCAGCAUGUGUCCCAAAAGAUCGCGGUCACUCUGUAGAUCUUGACAAUCCUGACCUAGUCAUCCUCGUGGAGCUAUAUGCUUUCGUCUGUGGCAUCGGGAUCGUCCCAGACUACUAUCGAUUCAAAAGAUUUAAUGCUGUUGCCGUCGGGGAGAACUACAGAAAGGGAGUGGACGAUAUAAAACCUCGUCAGCUGGAGGCGUCCUGAACCUUACCAAUCCCCCCGCCUGGCUUUAUGUCUAUAGUCAACUGUCGAAUACAGCGCCCAUUUAUCCUAAUUCUGCCUCUCCCUCGCACAAUUGUCAUGAUUGCCGUUAUUAAGUUCUUCCACAAAAAGUCUCCUCGUGUUCGGUGCUAUCUUUUGAUGGUUCUGUCCAGUUCCUGGCCGGGAAGAGUCCUGGAUGUUACUAUCGCUGUGAUCCACACUCCGCUCUGCACCAUAUCCAACUAUGAUGCAUCAUAGGCCUCCAGUCCUUCCCUACCUGAUCGAAACGUCCUCGAUCUUGUUUGUUGGUUCACUGUUGAGAAAACAAUAGGGUGGGGGCAACUGAAAAUA